Zingiber officinale is the source of this 812-nucleotide messenger RNA. RefSeq names its product protein FLOWERING LOCUS T-like. NCBI's taxonomy places the organism in Eukaryota, Viridiplantae, Streptophyta, Magnoliopsida, Zingiberales, Zingiberaceae. The transcript has 5 exons. Bases 48 to 593 code for a protein of 181 amino acids. The record is from RefSeq and is a predicted model, not a curated record.
CUGCCAUUCCCACAUUCAAUCCAUUGCUCACCACCAUCAAUCCAAUCAUGUCGAGAGAUCCGCUUGUAGUUGGCAACAUUGUCGGUGACGUGCUGGAUCCGUUUGUCCGGUCUGCUUCGCUCGUAGUGCUCUACAACAACAAAGAGCUGACCAAUGGGUCCGAGCUUAAGCCUUCAGUCGUGGCUAACCAGCCCUGGGUUGAGGUCAAGGGACAUAAUUCCAACAGAGCUUAUUACACUCUUGUGAUGGUAGAUCCUGAUUCACCAAGCCCCAGCAAUCCAACCAAGAGGGAGUACCUUCAUUGGUUGGUGACUGACAUCCCAGAAACAUCCAAUGCAACUUAUGGAAAUGAGAUUGUAGCCUACGAGGGACCCUGGCCGACUGCUGGCAUCCAUCGGUUUGUGUUUGUGAUGUUCCGGCAGUCUAUUAGGCAAACUAUUUACGCACCGGGAUGGAGGCAAAACUUCAGCACCAGAGACUUCGCAGCAGUCUACAACCUCGGUGAGCCAGUGGCCGCAAUGUUCUUCAAUUGCCAAAGGGAGAAUGGAUGUGGUGGGAGAAGGUACCAAGCAAUUAGUAGAUGGAUGCAGUGAUCCGGAUGACCUUAUUGCAGCUAUGCAAACUGUGAAUUAUGAUAAGAUGUGUGUUUGCUUGUUCAACUCUGUUUCUGUAAUUGAAGACUGAGGAACUAGAAACUGAGUUGAGUGAUAAUCAAACAAUUAUCAAUUUCAUUCACGAUGCUUGCAACUGAUACAAAACUAAUCAAACAAAUAAUCAAUCUCUGCCAUAGGAAGAACUUAAUUUGACUGCGG